AAUUUUGAAACCAAAUAAAUAACAAUAACAAUAUCAACUACCAUUAUCAAAUUGCCUCAAAUUAAUCUCAUUCACGAAUUCACAAACACACAGAAAAAUAUGGGCGUGGUGAUAAUCGACGGCACCACCGUGCGAGACUUCAUCGCCGACGAUACACAUUUCACAAACAGCAUCAACGAACAAUUCACCUCCCUCGAUCUGAACAACGACGGCGUUCUAUCACGCGCCGAGCUUCGCAAAGCAUUCGAAUCCAUGAGACUAAUCGAAUCUCAUUUCGGCAUCGACGUAACAACCCCGCCGGAGCAACUCACGCGCCUCUAUGACUCCGUUUUCGAUACUUUCGACGGCGAUGGAAGCGGGAGUGUUGAUCGUGAAGAGUUUAAGAAUGAGAUGAAGAAGAUUAUGCUUGCUAUUGCUGAUGGAUUAGGUUCUUCGCCUAUUCAGAUGGUUCUUGAAGAUGAUGAUGAGAUGAAUCUUUUGAAGAAAGCUGCUGAUCUUGAAGCUUCUAAAAACGCUGCCGUUUGAUCAUCAUUUAAUACCGUUUUCAUGGGUUUUUUUUUAUGUGCUGUGAUCAUUGUCAUUUUCAAUGUUUUUUUAACUUAGCGUGUAUUUGGUUAUAUGAUGAGAAUAAUUACAUAGAAGAUGAAAUGUUAAAUAAUCACAAGUAGUAUCUUAAAUAAACAUUUUUUUAGCAUUGAAA
Molecule: messenger RNA, 700 nt
Organism: Medicago truncatula (barrel medic)
Lineage: Eukaryota; Viridiplantae; Streptophyta; Magnoliopsida; Fabales; Fabaceae
Exons: 1
Coding region: 100-525 (141 amino acids)
Molecular function (GO): calcium ion binding
Source: RefSeq, a predicted model, not a curated record